CUUUAGCGCAACAGAUUCCGGUAAAAAUCGGUCAAACUAUGCAGAUUUUCAUAACUUUCUUAAGUAAUUUCUACAAAAGUCAGUUAAGCAUUUCAUUUUAAACACUUCUUGAAAGAUUACGCCGCUUAAGUAUCGCAGGUUUCUACUUCGAUUUUAUUUCUAAAGUUUGAAAUAUACUGAGGAAUUUUAGAACAAUGUGUGAAAAGUUGGUUUCACAAACUGUAACGAUCAUGUUCUUUUCUAUCAUGAUUAAAUUGUUAUGUUGUGGGAAUAGUGCUGUAGAAAUCCGAUCUGAAUUAAGUUCUCGGAGAGAAAAUCUGACAAAUCUUUUGGUAACGGACCGCUUGCUGCAAAUACACGAUGGAGUAGAGUCUUCCAUUCAUUGUAGCAUUCUGUGCCUGGACGAGAGUCCUUGUGUUAGUUUCUUUUACUCACCGCUGUCGUCUGCAUGUCGACUACAUUCCAUCACCUUGGGAAAGGUUUCAGAAAUCGCACCUGAUAAUGGAUCACAAUAUUUUGUUAUGCAAAGAGGCAUGGGUUAUAUAGGAGACUCAUGUGGAAAUAACUCUCACUGCAUCACUGGGAACUCGGAAUGCAGGGACGGACAGUGUUGGUGCGGCGCCGGAUACAGUUUCACCCCCCGGCUGAAAACCUGUGACUCUAAUUGCACAGAUGGAUACAGUGAUCAGUAUACGUUGUAUAGUCGUCAUUUUCUCCACCUAAACAACAAGGAGGAGCAUUUGAAUGUGACCUUGAACCAAUGCCGUGACCUCUGUACCUCUACUAUGACAUUUACAUGCAAGACUUUUGAAUAUGGCUACAUAUCAAGGAAGUGUAGUUUACAGGAAGUGACGUAUUUAGAUGUGCCCGGAUUCUGGUAUGAGGAUAUCUACUACUUUGAAUAUGACCACUACCAGAGGGAUUGUUUGUAAUCAUAAAUUAAUAAACUUAUUAAUUCUGAA
Messenger RNA from Ostrea edulis (European flat oyster), 962 nucleotides. RefSeq lists its product as uncharacterized. NCBI's taxonomy places the organism in Eukaryota, Metazoa, Mollusca, Bivalvia, Ostreida, Ostreidae. The record is from RefSeq and is a predicted model, not a curated record. The coding region runs from base 195 to 932 and encodes 245 amino acids. The transcript has 3 exons.